UACAGUAUAUCUAUUGUUCAAGGCCAUAUUUUUAUAUCGUCAGGUACAGAGCCUGUCAUUGAUCUGGUCGCUGCAUAGCGCAUGCGCAGUGUCCGUCCGUCAGUUUGUAUUCGGAUGACUCGAGACAGCGCAGGGUUGGGUGAACGCGUCCCAUCAUGCAGCGCGCCACAGUCCUCCCUCGCUCACCCCCGCAGUAGGAGACUCACAUCCAGGGAUCGGACUAAUGGCGGCCGGCAAAUCUGUGCGCUGACACGAAAUCCACAACAGCCGCUCAGGUGCCAGCCGAUUUCGUGGGGGGCAGGGCGACGUCGCAUCUCUGCACGAACGGUAAAGUAGGGAGGGCUGAGGGGAAACAAUCGGCGACUUCUAGCAGGACUUUCCUAUUUUAAAACAUGGAUGAACAGCCCGGCGGAGGAGGAGGAGGAGGAGGAGGAGGAAUGGCCGCCCAGAGACAGCAGCAGCAGCAGCAGCAGCCCGCACCGCAGCAGGGCAACAGCAGCAUUAAUCCCCAGAUCGCCAGCGCUGGAGGAGCGCAUAUGGUUCAGCAACAGCAAGACGAGAUGCCCAGGCCCCAGCAGUACACUAUCCCGGGGAUUUUACACUACAUCCAGCACGAAUGGGCCCGUUUCGAGAUGGAAAGGGCGCAUUGGGAAGUGGAGAGGGCCGAACUCCAGGCCCGAAUAGCGUUCCUCCAAGGAGAAAGGAAGGGUCAAGAAAAUUUAAAGAAUGAUCUUGUUAGAAGAAUAAAAAUGUUAGAAUAUGCAUUAAAACAAGAAAGAGCAAAAUACCAUAAAUUAAAAUAUGGGACAGAACUAAAUCAAGGUGAAGUGAAAAUGCCUAGCUUUGAAUCGGGUAAGUGGACAUAACUUCCUUUUGAAAAUCUGUAUAUACACUUGUAGCGUAUUUCAUGUGAUGAACUCUGCUAAUAAAAGAGGUCUUCCCCUUUAAAUAUUCCUUUUCCGAUGUGAUGUCAUUGUUAGAGUGGAAAGAAAAAUGUCCGGUGUCAUGAGGACACAGUAGCGUUUCACAUGGCAUUUCGACGUCCUCUAAGUCCUGAUCUGUUCUCCUGCUGAAGCCGAACUAUGAGUGUUUGAAUCUCCCGCUGAAUCUACUGUUGAAGUUUUUCAGAGUGCUUGGUUCUCCCACUGAUGCUGUGUUUGGAGUGAUUGAGUCUGCCGCUGAAGUCGUGUUGGGAGUGUUUGAUUCUCCCGCUGAUGAUGUGUUUGGAGAGAAAUUAUGCCGUUAACAUGAUUUAAAACGGAGAUUG
Messenger RNA from Sinocyclocheilus rhinocerous, 1267 nucleotides. Its product is annotated as striatin-3-like. Gene Ontology annotation, cellular component: dendrite. The transcript has 3 exons. The coding region runs from base 393 to 866 and encodes 157 amino acids. The record is from RefSeq and is a predicted model, not a curated record. Gene Ontology annotation, molecular function: calmodulin binding; armadillo repeat domain binding; protein-containing complex binding. NCBI's taxonomy places the organism in Eukaryota, Metazoa, Chordata, Actinopteri, Cypriniformes, Cyprinidae.